Messenger RNA from Triticum dicoccoides, 4075 nucleotides. RefSeq names its product putative disease resistance protein RGA1. The coding region runs from base 1672 to 3366 and encodes 564 amino acids. Gene Ontology annotation, molecular function: protein binding. NCBI's taxonomy places the organism in Eukaryota, Viridiplantae, Streptophyta, Magnoliopsida, Poales, Poaceae. The record is from RefSeq and is a predicted model, not a curated record. The transcript is spliced from 2 exons.
AGAUAGCUCUGUAUACCAUGUGCGAUUGCGGUAAAUGUCUUGCCUUUCCUGGCAGACGUGUUGCGUGUUAUAUAGAGGGGUUGCGAGCCCAAAUACGCGUACAAGUUGGUUAGGAGAUUACAUCUUGGGAAGGAAGAAAAGCUAGAGAUAAGAAGAUAAAGAUUACAAGAUACUUAUCCAACUAACUACUUCCAAUGGUGGUGAACUCCUCCUUGUACACGGAAUGCAUGCGCAACAUUAUCAUGUUUGACAAUAAUAAUAUUCCUGCUAGCGAGCUCACAUUACAAAAGCAUUGCUGUAAUUCUUUUCAUACAAAAUGGUCAAAUACAUAUUUUCUGUAUAACUAAGAAUAAGUUCGUACAUAUAACUGUAAGCAUAUAUAUCUUAUGAAAUCAUUGAUGUCCCGUCUUUAGUGGACCAUGGCAGCUAUCACCGCCAGGUUUGGUCAAAAUUGCUGGUAAUGCAUCUUAUGUGAUAGGUUGUUCCGUACUAGUGAGAGACUGAAAAAUUGUGGUUGCUGCCGCCGGAUCUGAUGACACAGGCUGCCUGUUGCAGCUACCACCUGCCUGCAUAGGGAGGUGUGGGAGACGAUGAACUGUAACCCCCUCAUCUUUCUCAUUGAUAGGCGAGGAUGAAGGAAGGCGCAGCGGGGUUUUAGUUUUCCUACAUUUUCUUGUUUUUGUGUGCUUCUGUAUUUUUUCCUUGUUCUGAAUUUCCUUCCCCAGUUUCCUUGAAUUCAUAUUUUUUUGAAGUAAAAUCAUGUUUAACUGGCAGACACUGGCGCAAAAGAACCGUCCCGUCAUCGAAUAUGAUUUUGUAAUGUUUUGUAUGGGCUUGAAACUCAAAGUUCAGAAUUGUCCAUUUUGGAUCUUAAAGACCAAAUCUAAACUUGGGAAGUAGCAGGGGACGAAAAUAAUAUUUAGUAUUUAAUAAAGGAGUUGAUGCAUAAAAUGGUUUAGACUUAAGGAAUGAAGUCAUAAAUUGUAUAAAUAUAAAUAAAUCCAAAAGUCUGACACUGCUGAAUGAUUUUGUUGCGGACUUUUGAGCUAUAUGAUGAAGAUGUUAUAUUGUUCACCAUGCAUGACCUGGUGCAUGAUUUAGCAAGAUCGGUCAUGGACGAUGAAAUUCUUUUUGUUGGCAAAAGCACUAAUGCUGCAGAAAGCCGCUACCACUAUGCAUUGCUCGAUGAUUGUAGCAAGCCUUUGGGAUCGGACUUGUCCAAGAUAAGAGCGUUGCGUUUUAUGGAUUGUGACAAAUAUGAACUUCAUGAUGCUGCAUUUUCAUCUGCCAAGUCUUUGCGUGUCUUGGACUUAAGUGAGUGCGCCAUAUAUACGUUGGCGGAUUGUAUUGGUGAACUCAAGCAAUUGAGAUAUCUUAAUGCUCCAAGUGUCCAAGAUGCAAAGAUUCCAGACACUAUCACCAAGCUCUCAAAAUUGAUUUAUCUGAAUCUUCAUGGAUCUCCUACAAUCUUAGCAUUACCAGAGGCAAUUGGAGAAAUUGAGAGUCUAAUGUAUCUUGAUUUGUCAAGUUGUUCGGGAAUCACAAAACUGCCAGAAUCAUUCAGGAGGCUACAAAAACUGGCGCAUUUGGACUUAUCAAAUUGCUCUUCUGUGGGAGGAAUAUCAGUGUUCUUGGAGAGUCUCACACAGCUAGAGUAUUUGAACUUAUCAUAUGAACUUAUCAAACAGCUCAUAUCUUGAAUGUGGUAAAGAAGCAGAAUUUUUGGGUGCCCUCACCAAACUCGAGUAUUUGAACUUAUCUUCAAGGAAAUGUGGACUCAAGAAGUUCCCUGAAUCUUUGGGCGGAUUCAGUCAACUCAAGUACUUAAACUUAUCAGGUUGGCGAUAUAUGAAAAAAUUGCCAAGAUUAUUUGGGAGUCUGAAGAAUCUGCUCCAUCUUGACUUAUCACAUUGUUAUAUGGCUGAUGGAGUACAUGAUGCUUUGGUCGGUCUUACCAGUCUGCAACAUUUGAAUUUACAAUAUACACAGCUCAGUUUGCUGCCAGAUGAUCUGACCAAGCUCCGGUAUUUAAAUCUCUCUAGACUAAGAAACAUACCGCCAGUAGAUUCCUUGGAUGAACCGCACAUAGAUGAAUUUGGUGUUCUCCUUGCAAAAACCUGGGACAUUCUCCUCAACCAGAUAUGCAGAAUUGAUCUUUCAGAGCUAGAGCAUUUGGACUUGUCUGGAAAUUAUGGUAUGGAAGGAAUACCUGAAAGUAUUUGUAGCCUGACAAAACUUCACACAUUGGACCUCUCGGGAUGCACAGAUUUGAAGAAAAUACCUGAGAGUAUAUGUACAGUUGGUAGCUUGAAGUUUCUUUAUUUAGAGAAUUGUUACAGUCUUGCUGAAGUACCUCAACUCGAUAGUAGUGCAAUAUCGUUACCACACUUUGUGGUGCAUGCUGGUAAUGAUGGAUCUAGCAGCAAUCUUGUCCUGCUAAAGUCCACAAAUCCUUUUGAGCUGGAGAUAACUGAACUUGAAAAUGUGAGGUCCGCAGGAGAGGCACAUAGUAUAAAAUUAAUGGAAAAGCAAAGCAUUCGGUUGUUGAAACUGGAGUGGACUCGAGGUGUUGACAGAUUUGUGGAUGACAAAAUGUUGCUGGAAAAACUAGUGCCUCCAAGCACAUUGAGUGAAUUGGAGAUAAGUGGUUAUAACAGUGUCAUCUUUCCAGGCUGGGUAGUGGGCCAACUACCAAACCUGAACUCACUGGUUCUCAGAGAUAUGGCAAAUCUGGAAGAGUGGGACACUUCAUACUCCACCGGUGAGGAGAACGUGUUAACAAGAGUGCAAAUACAUGGUUGUCCCAUGCUAACGAUGAAAGGGCCUCUGCCUAAAGCUAAGGAAUGGGAGAUAACAUGCAGUGAUAAUGUGUUAUCAUCAUGGGAUGAGUGCAUUGUGUCACACACCAGUCCUUCCUCCUCUUCUUCAGUAACUACUAUGCUGUCAGUUAGAGACUGCAAGGGGCCUCUGCAUGAGUGGAGGUGGCUUCAACACUUCCCUGGACUCCCUUAUUUGUAUAUUAACAAUUGUGGCGAUCUAACCGGCUCACCAGAUAUCAUCCAACUACUAUCCUCUUUGGAGAAACUAUGGCUAGAAGACGAAGACAUGGAAGAACUGCCAAUAUGGUUGGGUGAGCUCCCGUCUCUAAAGGAUCUGACUAUGCGGAAUAGCAAUGGUGUAAAGGAGUUGAAUGAGAACAUAAGGCAACUCACAAAGCUUGAAACGCUAGAACUGGAAUUCUGCAAUAGCAUAUCUGUAGUGCCACAGUGCCUAGGCGAAUUGACCUCUCUCAAGAAUCUUUGGAUAUCUAACAAUGGAGUCUUGAGGUCGUUGCCGGCAAGCAUACAACAACUCACCAGCCUCUAGGAAAUAAAAAUUAUUAAGUGCGAUGCAUUAGAGCACGUGGUUGCUGAAACAGAGGAGGGAAAGAUGAAGCUGGCUGACGACCAACAAAGGGAAUCUGCUCUGCCCACCUCUCUAAAGAGACUUUGUCUGAGUGGAUGUGAUGGUAUCAAGUCUUUUCCUGAGGGAAUACAUCAACUCACUAACCUACAAAUAACGGGGUGCCCUGGACUAAAGGAAUGGUGUGAAUUAGAGGAAACCAAGACCAAAUUGGCUUGCAUAGAAACGAAGUGGAUUAGCUUCUAGACAGUGCAUAUACUGCACACCCAGGUUGCAAAAUGAAGGGCCUGAAUCACCCUGCAAGAUUUUGUUCUGGAUGAUUCAAAUUGACGAUGUGCUUGAAGGAGGACCACGUCAGGAGCAAGGGAAUUGCGAGCUGUGGCGAUGGGAAACUUGUUUGCAAGGUUGCAGCAUGGAACUCUGAGGCUGCAGGUUAUUACCUCCACUAGCUAGUGUUCUGUUCUACAGAGUAUCGAAGGUCUCAACCAAGUCCUUUGUACUUUGUGCUUAGUUUGCAUAGUUUUGUAUACUGCGUCGAUCACUGUACUAGUUUUGUACUAGUAGUAUGUUUCACCAGAGACACAGACACAGAUGAUUGUAGAACUUGUAUGUUAGUGGCUUGUAUUCAUUCGGUCCUGGUGAGCGUGAAUUCUUUAUUUGGCCCUUUCUUAAA